This is a messenger RNA of Penicillium verrucosum, 1113 nucleotides long. RefSeq lists its product as uncharacterized. Gene Ontology annotation, biological process: calcium ion transmembrane transport; intracellular calcium ion homeostasis. The transcript has 4 exons. NCBI's taxonomy places the organism in Eukaryota, Fungi, Ascomycota, Eurotiomycetes, Eurotiales, Aspergillaceae. Bases 1 to 1113 code for a protein of 370 amino acids. The record is from RefSeq and is a predicted model, not a curated record. Gene Ontology annotation, cellular component: fungal-type vacuole membrane. Gene Ontology annotation, molecular function: calcium:proton antiporter activity.
AUGCCAUCGCAAACUGGACUGAAGGAACUGAAGAUCAAUCAUGGAUGGCCAGUGAUGAUUCUGUUACCUCUGGCUGGCCUCGCAAAGAUAUUUCAUUGGAACCCGAUCAUAGUUCUCGUCGUGAACAUCGUCGCCAUCAUCUUCUUGUCUGAGGCGAUAUCUAUCUCAUCCGAUGAACUCGCUGAACAUCUCGGAGAAUUGCAAGGCGCAUUACUCAGCGCCACAUUUGGAAAUACCGUAGAGCUCACGGCGGGCAUUCUGGCUCUGGUUCAUGGCGAGAUCUCAUUUGCACAGUCUGUCAUGGUUGGCAGUAUUCUAUCAGAUAUACUGCUUAUCUUCGGCUGCUGCCUCAUAACAGCUUCGUACAACAAGGAAGUUUUAGAGUUCAACAGCGCUCUUGCAAAGACUUUAUCCUCCUUGAUGAUGAUCACCUCUGUGACGAUGCUUCUGCCAACGGCUCUCUACUCGACUUUCCCAGUAUCUGAGAUUGAUGACAGGGUGCUAUCCUUCUCCCGAGGAACGUCAUUGGUGCUGCUCGCGCUCUACGGGGGCUACCUAUACUUCUACCUCGGGACUCACAAACACCUCUUCCUUUCCAAUGAGAGCGAAACCAGCGACGAUGAAAAUGAAGGAGAUUCACCAUCCGCAGCCAACUGGACCAGCCUGGCUUCAUCAAUUAUCCGAUUGAUAACUGCCGUGGCCGCAACAGUCUUUUGCACAGAACUUCUACUCGAAAGCAUCGGAGACAUGACGCAAACGCUCGGAGUCUCUGAUGUAUUUAUCGCGAUCGUUUUUAUUCCAAUCGCUAGCAAUAGCACCGAGGGGGUUACUGUCAUUACGGCAUCUCGUACAGGAGACACAGACUCUGCAAUCCGGGUUAUUAUCGACAGCCUCUUGCAGAUUGGUCUGUUUGUCAUACCGUUCUUGGUGAUAAUUGGCUGGUGUAUUGCUGAACCGAUGACGCUUUUCUUUGACUCCUUCCAGACUGUUGCUAUGUUUUUGGCUAUCCUGGUUGUUAAUCAUUUACUUCGCGAUGGACAGUACGCCUACAUCCAUGGCGCGAUGCUCCUUGCUCUGUACGCUAGUCUAGUUGUGGCGUUCUAUGCGCACUAG